This is a messenger RNA of Sphaeroforma arctica JP610, 676 nucleotides long. RefSeq lists its product as hypothetical. Lineage: Eukaryota; Ichthyosporea; Ichthyophonida. Gene Ontology annotation, cellular component: nucleus. The transcript is spliced from 3 exons. The record is from RefSeq and is a predicted model, not a curated record. Gene Ontology annotation, molecular function: oxidative RNA demethylase activity. Gene Ontology annotation, biological process: mRNA processing; mRNA export from nucleus. Bases 15 to 548 code for a protein of 177 amino acids.
GUACGGUAGAGCAUAUGGACACUCGGCGGAUCAAAGUAUUUCUGGGCUACCGAUACGACUAUGGAAAGACUCAGACUGGACCCAGACAGCUCCUGUACGACGAUGUGGACACCAUGUCUAAGCUGAGUCUGGUUGCAUUAGUCCGUGAAGUAUUGGUUAGAGUUCUACGCAACGAUAUGCAAGGGUACUUGAAGCUUCCCGGACGCAACUUCUUCAACCAGGCUGUCAUGGUGUGCUAUUUGAAAUUCAAUAGUGGGCUGGGCACCCAUCAGGACUCAAAGAGUCUGUUCCAGCGACCAAUCAUAUCCAUCCGCUUGCUCGCCGAUGCUGCUCUGAGCUUCAAUCGCGUCGGAAGGGAAUGUCGACGUACUCCACAGUCCUUCUCGGUGCCGCAGAGUGUUGGUACAGUGACGUUGUUGGAGAGGUUUGCGGCGGACUAUGCCACACAUUGUGUGCUGAAGAAAGACUUGAAGGUGCCGAGCCUGUCCAUUGUUUUCCGGGGUGUGCAGCAGAGUGCGGUUGAAGCGAUGAGAAGCUCGCAAGUGUAGUCCUAUGGGAAGUCAGUGAGGCUGAGGCUGUUUGUACGUGCGUGGAGGGUCCGUUUGGAUAUGGUUGUGGCGACGAGUUAGGGGUGAGGGGAGUUGGUGGGAUUAUAAUAAAGACAAUUGACUAUGAG